Messenger RNA from Tarenaya hassleriana, 1127 nucleotides. Its product is annotated as putative glucan endo-1,3-beta-glucosidase GVI. NCBI's taxonomy places the organism in Eukaryota, Viridiplantae, Streptophyta, Magnoliopsida, Brassicales, Cleomaceae. The record is from RefSeq and is a predicted model, not a curated record. Gene Ontology annotation, molecular function: hydrolase activity, hydrolyzing O-glycosyl compounds. The transcript is spliced from 2 exons. Gene Ontology annotation, biological process: carbohydrate metabolic process. The coding region runs from base 1 to 1011 and encodes 336 amino acids. Gene Ontology annotation, cellular component: plasma membrane.
AUGGAUCCCAAAACGAAUAGACUAAAUGUAUGCAUGUGUUUUUCCACAGGCGUAUCGGGUGCAAUUGUCGGGAUAUGCUACGGUCGUAACGGAGACAAUCUCCCGUCACCGGCCGACACCGUGGCUCUCUACAAACGGAUCAAAGUGGACGCAAUCCGAAUGUACGAACCAUUCGCCGACAUGUUCGAAGCUCUUCGUGGGUCGGGCCUUAUGGUCGCUUUUGGGCCACGAAACGAAGAGCUUCAGGCCAUGGCCCAAGACCCAUCAGCGGCCCAAAACUUUGUGAACACGUGGAUCGUACCUUACAAAAACGACAUCGUUUUCAAGUGGAUCACAUUGGGCAACGAGAUCAUUCCGGGAGACAUCGGUCCUUUUGUCCCCGGCGCGAUGCGAAACGUCAACGUCGCGUUACAAAACGCCAAUGUUUCAGGAAUCGCGGUCACGACGGUUUUGGCCGCAGCCGCGCUGACGAACACUUACCCCCCGUCGGCGUCGCGGUUCGUCCCUGACGUGACCGAGAUCAUGACGGAGAUCGCAUCGAUUCUCUCCGCGACGAACUCGCCUCUCAUGGUGAACACUUACCCGUACUUCGCCUACGCCUCGGAGCCAGAGCGUAUCUCGCUCGAUUACGCGACGUUCGGGCCGAAUGCACCGGAAGUGAUCGACGGAGAUCUGAGGUACCACUAUCUGUUCGAAUCGAUGGUGGACGGAUUCAACGCGGCGCUGGAGAAGAUCGGAAGCGGAGGAGUUAGGGUUAUGGUGGCGGAAUCGGGAUGGCCGACGAGAGGGAAUCCGCCGUACACGAGCGUAGAGAACGCGAGGAAUUACAACGUGGGGCUGUUGAGCUACGUGGUUCAGGCGAAGACGCCGAGAAGGCCGGAAACGGAUAUCGACACCUUCUUCUUCGAGAUGUUCACCGAGGAUCUGAAGCAAGGAGAGGCUGAGCAGAACUUCGGAUUCUACACCCCUGACAUGAAUCCCGUCUACGAAUUCUGGCCUCCUGCCGUCUAGAUCUUUCUUUCUUUUUUCUCUUCUGCUUUCUUUUGUUUGCCAGUCGAGUAAUUGAAAUACGUAUAAUUUUAGUACUAUUAGUCAAAAAUUAUUUUAUGAGACUAUGUUUUUAUUAA